This is a messenger RNA of Fusarium oxysporum Fo47, 1589 nucleotides long. RefSeq lists its product as uncharacterized. The record is from RefSeq and is a predicted model, not a curated record. Lineage: Eukaryota; Fungi; Ascomycota; Sordariomycetes; Hypocreales; Nectriaceae. The transcript is spliced from 4 exons. Gene Ontology annotation, cellular component: membrane. Bases 158 to 1183 code for a protein of 341 amino acids.
GAUGAUCAAAGGGACCUUGUUAUUGACCUUAUCGUCAUGGCUGAGUAUAUAAGUUGGAAUAUGUCUCUUCGUUUUGAGACUGUAGAGUCUCGAUGUAAAGAAAAACACGGCGGGAGGACUCGUAACACUUAUACGCACUUGUUAUUGAGACACCAUCAUGUCUGACGGGAAAUAUGUUGAUGGGAGCUACUGGUUCUAUGCCCCUCAUAAGGGUGCCGCCAUCUUCUUCUGCCUCGCUUUCUGUUGCACAGGAUGCUUCCACAUAUGGCAGUGCAUACUGUAUAAGUGUUGGAAGUUGACACCUCUGUUCUCAUUCUGCUCUCUUCUGUUCACUACCGGCUUCGCACUUCGGGUAUAUGGAGCUUUUCACUAUGACAACCUCGAAAUUUUCAUCGCUAGUGUCUGUAUCACUUAUGCAGCACCACCACUACUGGAGCUUCAGAACUAUCGCAUCCUCGGUCGAAUCUUGUACUACGUCCCGUACAACUCACCCAUCCACCCUGGGCGUGUCCUGACAACCUUUGGUUUUAUUUCAGGCAUCGUUGAGGCUCUGAAUGGCUGGGGUGCUUCAUACUCGGCGAAUCAAUCGUUGACCGACAGCGAGAUUGAGAUAGGUCAUGCUCUGAUCAAGACCUCAUUACUCUUACAGAUUGUCGUGGCAAUGCUGUUCAUUACGCUGGCUGUUACGUUCCACCGUCGAUGUGUUGUUGCUGGCAUCAUGAACGAGCGGCUCUACAAGCCACUAUGGACUUUGUAUACGAGCAUGACCCUUAUUCUUGCGCGAACCAUAUAUCGCAUCGUGGAAUACUUCAGUGUUGCGGAACUCAGGUACGGCCCAGGCUUCGACCCAGCAACAAUUAGCCCUAUCGUGAGAUACGAGUGGUUCUUCUAUGUGUUUGAGGCAGCUCUUAUGCUUUGCAACCUUGUCAUGUUCAAUAUACGGCAUCCCCGGCGAUACCUUCCCAAAAACAACAAGAUUUACCUCUCCACAGACGGCGUUACAGAGAUUGAGGGCCCUGGAUACAAGGACCCAAGGAAGUUGUGGCAAACCCUUAUUGAUCCUUUCGAUAUUCAGGGGUUGGUAACUGGUCGUGGCCGGGAAACUGACAAGUUCUGGGAAACGGGCCACGGGCGGCCGACAGACUCGACUAAAACCGUGGGAGUUAAGACUGAAACUGUUUAGUAGGUUUUUCCAGAGCUGUUUCAGAGGAUACAGGCGGUCGUGUUACAUUAGAGGAUUGCUUUUUGAGUGGGAUUCGGGAUGGUUGACAGGAUGCUCAGCGUAUGUUGGGUACCUAAUUAGCGCUUUUCCUGUGAACUGACUAAGGUAGAGCUGAGAGAUAAGAGUUGAUACAUAGACAAAAUACUUGUCUCACCGCAUGCCCAUCCUAUAUGAGCCUCAGCAGUGUGGCUUGUCACAAGAACAGGCGCUUUGGUCAAGAUUGAAUUGACACAACAUUAGUACCUGAACACUGAAACAAUGCAUGGAUCGGGACAAAACGAGACGAUAGCAAUGUCGAAGAAUCAAAGCAACAAGCUCGGGUCAUGAUGUUUGGGUUGUUGCCCUAUUAAAUGAGCUUUCAAUGCCG